Messenger RNA from Sciurus carolinensis (gray squirrel), 2894 nucleotides. RefSeq names its product CTD small phosphatase 1 (gene Ctdsp1). The transcript has 7 exons. The record is from RefSeq and is a predicted model, not a curated record. The coding region runs from base 523 to 1374 and encodes 283 amino acids. Gene Ontology annotation, molecular function: RNA polymerase II CTD heptapeptide repeat phosphatase activity. Lineage: Eukaryota; Metazoa; Chordata; Mammalia; Rodentia; Sciuridae.
CGCCCUCGGGCUCUCGAAGAGGGUGGGGCGGGCCUUGGCCCCGGGCGCCCGGGGACCUGGCACCGUGGGCAGGGUACUGGUUUUGCCACGCAGCCGCAGAGGCUCUGUCCCGCCGACCGGCGGCAGGAAGGGAGGGGACGCCCCCCGGAUCGCGGCAGGAACCCGGCCCGGCCCGCCUCCCAGCCGACUGAGCCGUGCGGGCCCCCAGAAGUGAUGAAAGCCGCGGCCGAGUCCAGGUCACGCCGAAGCCGUUGCCCUUUUAAGGGGGAGCCUUGAAACAGCGCCCGGGUUCCAUGUUUGCAUCCGCCUCGCGGGGAGGAAACUCCAUGUUGUAACAAAGUUUCCUCCGCGCCCCCUCCCUCCCCCUCCCCCUUAGAACCUGGCUCCCCUCCCCUCCAAAGCUCGCGGGGAUCCCUCCCUCCUACCCCUCCCCUCCCCCCCGCGCCCCGAUUCCGGCCUGAGCCGGGGGGGAGGCCGGGCGCCCGGGCCAGAGUCCGGCCGGAGCGGAGCGCGCCCGGCCCCAUGGACAGCUCGGCCGUCAUUACUCAGAUCAGCAAGGAGGAGGCGCGGGGCCCGCUGCGGGGCAAAGGUGACCAGAAGUCAGCGGCUUCCCAGAAGCCCCGGGGCCGGGGCAUCCUCCACUCACUCUUCUGCUGUGUCUGCCGGGAUGAUGGGGAGGCCCUGCCGGCGCACAGCGGGGCGCCCCUGCUGGUGGAGGAGAACGGCGCCAUCCCCAAGGUAGAGGGCCAAGGUAGGGAAGGCUGUGUAGGAGGUGCCCCCACCCAGCCCGGCCCCUCCCACCAGCAGACCCCAGUUCAGUACCUGCUGCCUGAGGCCAAGGCCCAGGACUCGGACAAGAUCUGCGUGGUCAUCGACCUGGACGAGACCCUGGUGCACAGCUCCUUCAAGCCAGUGAACAACGCGGACUUCAUCAUCCCAGUGGAGAUUGAUGGGGUGGUCCACCAGGUCUACGUGCUGAAGCGGCCCCACGUGGACGAGUUCCUGCAGCGAAUGGGCGAGCUCUUCGAGUGCGUGCUGUUCACUGCCAGCCUUGCCAAGUACGCAGACCCAGUAGCUGACCUACUGGACAAGUGGGGGGCCUUCCGGGCGCGGCUCUUCCGAGAGUCGUGCGUCUUCCACCGGGGGAACUACGUGAAGGACCUGAGCCGGCUGGGCCGCGACCUGCGGCGGGUGCUCAUCCUGGACAACUCGCCCGCCUCCUACGUCUUCCACCCAGACAAUGCCGUACCAGUGGCCUCCUGGUUUGACAACAUGAGUGACACCGAACUCCACGACCUCCUCCCCUUCUUUGAGCAACUCAGCCGUGUGGAUGAUGUGUACUCAGUGCUCAGGCAGCCGCGGCCAGGGAGCUAGUGAGGUGCCCUGGGGCCAGGACCUGCCCCUUCCUCCCGCAGAGACUGUGGGCAACUGCCCAGAGCUCUUUGUUAAGAAACCACAAGCUGCGCCUUCUUCGUGGCCCUGGGGAAGCCGGUGUCUUCCCCAGCAGCCCUGCCAGGCUGUACCGAGGACUGUAAGCCCCUGGUUCCCUGGGUCAGUGCCUUCGAACCGCCUCCCCACUCUUCAGGGGGCCUGGGGGCCCCGCCUGCUGCUCCCCCUGUCUGCCUCCUCUCUCCAUGCUGCCAUGUUUCUCUGCUGCCAAAUUGGGCCCCUUAACCCCAGUUCUGCUUUUGGGGUGGGGCCGGGUUUCUGUCAUCCCAUACCUUGGAGCCCUAGCCUGGGAGCAGUGGACACCAAGUGCCUUCAUAGAGCCCUCGCUUCCCCACCCAGCUUCCCCAGGGGCAUGGCGGCCACCAUCAGCUCCUGCCAUCAGCUCCUGCCUGGACUGGCCUGCAGGUUGCUGUGGUCUAGGCUGGUCCAGGGGGAACCAGUCUCUUCCCACCCCCACUCCUCCCUUGGAGAAGCCCCAGCAGUUUCUGUCUAGGCAGGGGAGGGCCCGGAGGGAAGAAGCUCUUACCCUGGGGAAGAGAGCCAGGGUCCUUCCUUCAGGACCCCACAGUCAGCUUCUCCAAGGCUCAUGGCUGCUCCUGUGUCACCCAGGCUAUGACCCCUUCUGCCUUAAAUACCCCAAGGCUCUGGAGCUUGGCUCCCCUUUCUGAGUAUCGGGACAUAGGCAGGACCCCCUUGUGGUGCCAUAUAAAUAUGUAUAUGUGUAUAUAGAUUUUUAAGGGACAGAGAGAGGGAAGGGUGGGCAUAGAGACACCCUCCCUCGCCCCUUUCUUGGGCCCAGAAACUGGGGGGAGGGAGGGAAAGGAUUUUUACAUUUUUUAAACUGCUAUUUUCUGAAUGGAACAAGCUGGGCCAAGGGGCCUGGGCCCUGUUCCCUGUCCUCACAGCCCUUUUGAUCCGUUCUUUCAAAAUACACUUAUUGAGCACCUUGAGUGCCCAGUGCCCACCAGCUAAGUGGGGGGUCUCCACCCCCUAAUCGGUGCCUUCUCCACCCACCCCAGACUUCACCAGUGCCUUUGGGGUAUCUGCAGGAGGUGGAACCUUCUUGUGAGGUUUGGGGGGUCUCCAGGAAGCUAGGCCAAGCUGUCCCUGUCCCCUGUGCCAACCCACCCACUGCAACCUCCUCCCUUGCCCCCUGCUGGCUGGGGGCAGCUCCCAGAAGGUCAGCCUUCCAACUCUGAUUUGUUUCUGAAACUCUUCCCCACACUUGCUGAGUCAGGAGGUCAAGGCCUUGGGCUCUCCCUGGUGUCUAAUGGUUAAGUGGACCCACAAACCAGUGCCAAGGGAGUUGGUGGGGGGAGGGAGGAUAUGGUUGACCUGAAUCGGGUGAUCUUCCCAUUUAAGUGCCUUCUUGGUGACCCAGAGCCUCACAGUGUGACAAGAACUAAAGAGAAAGUCAGACCCCCCUAUCCUGCUUCUGUGGUUUC